CCCGUAGGCGAGCGCCGGCCGCGGCGGCGCCACGUCCCUCGCGGCGGCCAGAGUGCGACCUGUCGGGCUUUGGAGCGGCCCCCGGUGACCAUGGCCUUUACUCUGUACUCGCUGCUGCAGGCCGCCCUGCUCUGCGUCAAUGCCAUCGCCGUGCUGCACGAAGAACGCUUCCUUAAGAACAUUGGCUGGGGAACAGACCAGGGAAUUGGCGGAUUUGGAGAGGAGCCAGGAAUUAAGUCUCAGCUAAUGAACCUUAUUCGAUCUGUAAGAACCGUGAUGAGAGUGCCAUUGAUAAUCGUAAACUCAGUUGCAAUUGUAUUACUUUUAUUAUUUGGGUGAAGACUAGUAGGGGAAAUGGAGACUCAGAGGAAGAGACGCCAACAGAGGUAUCACUUCCAUCAUCAUUGGAUCUACACAUCUUAACUGUCAUCCUUGCACUUGAAAAAAAUGGAAAACUGACAAUAAAACAAGAAUCCCUAUUUAUCUGAUUUUUAAAUGUUGCAAUUAAAAUAUCAUUAUAAAAAGAUCAGAUCAUCAGAGGUAUUAACUAUCUAAGAUCAGAAUACAUUUGAUUGCUGACUAUUAAUAAAAGUUCAUGCUAUGGUGGAGAUUGUUAAAGGGUAUAGAAUUGUUACUUCUGUGUUUUUUAGAGAUUUUUCUCUCAAUUCUCAGGGAUGAAUUUUCUUUCAAAGUUUUGGAGUUUCUUGUGACUAUGAUAUGAUGAAAAGAGUGAUUAUCCUUCUAGAUAAAAUUUAAAGGUUCCUAAAAAGUAAUUACAGCAUAUGAAAUGAUAAAUAGGUAAUUUGGAUAAUUUUAUUUUGAAUUUUUUUGGUUAAAUAUUUUGUCAAUGUGUUGUCUUGGCUUGAAAAAUUCAAAUUUCUAGUAAAUAACUACUCUAAUUUCAGAGAGAAAUUUAUUGUUAUAAGCUAGAUAGUCACAUAAUAGUGAUUGUGAUUUUGUUUUAAGUUCUUUUCAUGCAUUUGUUAUUAAUGAAUUGUCCUGAUGAGGCCAGACCCUACAUAUUUCCGUUGAUAGAAAAAUCUGUCUAAAAGUCUAUGCCCUUUUAUAGUGAUGACUUACUUUUUAAAAUCAGCAUAAAUAUUAUUCUGCAAGAUUCCUAAAUAAUCACAAUGAAACUGUGUGACUUAGGAAACUAUUGUAAAGCAGGUACCUCUCCAUAUUACCACAUUUCCAUUUCUUGGAGGCAUUAAGACA
Condylura cristata (star-nosed mole) is the source of this 1215-nucleotide messenger RNA. It is a transcript of the gene IER3IP1, whose product is annotated as immediate early response 3 interacting protein 1. Gene Ontology annotation, biological process: endoplasmic reticulum to Golgi vesicle-mediated transport. NCBI's taxonomy places the organism in Eukaryota, Metazoa, Chordata, Mammalia, Eulipotyphla, Talpidae. The record is from RefSeq and is a predicted model, not a curated record. The coding region runs from base 91 to 339 and encodes 82 amino acids. Gene Ontology annotation, cellular component: COPII-coated ER to Golgi transport vesicle; Golgi membrane; endoplasmic reticulum membrane. The transcript has 3 exons.